This is a messenger RNA of Lineus longissimus, 5167 nucleotides long. RefSeq names its product pre-mRNA 3' end processing protein WDR33-like. The record is from RefSeq and is a predicted model, not a curated record. Bases 92 to 3982 code for a protein of 1296 amino acids. NCBI's taxonomy places the organism in Eukaryota, Metazoa, Nemertea, Pilidiophora, Heteronemertea, Lineidae. The transcript has 13 exons. Gene Ontology annotation, biological process: RNA processing. Gene Ontology annotation, molecular function: RNA binding. Gene Ontology annotation, cellular component: nucleoplasm.
AAAUGGUGGCCACCGAAAAAGAGAACAUAAUUUUUUCAGCAUUUUACUGGAUUAUUUCAUUGACAAAUUAGGAUUGCCGAACAUAUUCAAAAUGAGCAGACAGAGUCAGAAAGAUCGAGAUGCCCAAGUCGGGCAGAGUAACUUCAAAAUGAGGUUAAAAGAAAUCAGUGCCCAAGAACGGCUGAUUGAGCAAAAGAAACGAGAGAUUGAACAAAAGAUGAUCCAGGACAAGUUGAAGCAGCAAGAGGAAGCAAUGAAGAAGAUGUCCUCCAAGCAGAAGGAAGCAGAAGCCAGGAAGGUGUUUGAUGGGAAUAGAAUGUUUGGUAAGCGGCCAGGCUUCAUGGGUGGGAGGCGGGAUUUCAAGAUGGCAAAAGUAGAACCACCGACCCCGCCUGUUUCCAAACCACUGCCUGGAGCAAAUGUUUUCCAUAAUGAUGGGAGUUUCAUGGAACAGUUCAUGAAGAUGCAAGGUGUUAAAAUCAAGAAGAAGCCAGAAGAACAAAAGGCUGCUGAGCAGAAAAUGUUACAAGAUGCGUUAAAGAAGGCUGAGGAGUUGUCAAAGCUUGCUAUGUCAAAUGCACCAGCCUCGACGACUGCUGCUGAACCAGUGUCUGUGCCCGCGAGUUCUGGUGAUCCUGGGCCUAUGAAUCAACCACAAACUACAAUAUCACAAGCUCAGAUAUUUUCUGUUAGUGUCAGCUCCGUGCAUCCAACUGUUGCUGCCCUUGCUUCGAAUCCCCAAAUCAAGCCUCAAUUUGCCCCCGCUGUGAGUCCUCAGAUUCUGCCUCAACCACAGCUGCAGCCAACCUUUCAGCAGCAGGGAAUUGUUGCUAUGCCCAGCCAGCCUCAGCCCAUGACACAGCCUGCUGUUCAGAAUCCGGUUCAGCUCGUCUCCCAUGCAUUUACCACUGGAGCUAACACACAAAUCACUGUAUCUUACGCAGAUAAUGCACUCAGCACGCAUUCACAGAUCAUUGUGUCACAACCUGGUCCGGUUACUUUCACAACAACCCAGCAUAUUCCUACUGCAGUUCAGCAACAAACUGUUCAUCAAGCACCUGCCCCAAUACAGAAUCUGCCACCUUGGUUGAGGGACCGACAACAGCCUGCUGUUCCUGCCCCACCACUCCCUAGUGGACCACCUCAGAUGAAUAUCCCAGUGUCCAUGCCUCAUCCAUUGCCACAACCACAACCAGUGCCGCUGUCUAUGUCAGAACAAGCACCAACAUCACAUUACCCUGGACCCCUUGUAUCGGAACCAGUCCCAUCCUCUCACUAUCCUGGUCCCCCAGCACCACCUCCUAUUAACUCCCAUGUGCCCUAUCCUGGGGCACCUCAUCCCGGCAAUAUUCAACAGCAACCGCCCCAUCAUAACAUGAACCAGCCGCCUCCCUUUCCCAUGCCUCCGCAAAACAUGCCACAGCAUCCUGGUCCUCCCCCUCCAAACCUGUCAAUGGCAAACCGGCCCCCGCCCCCACCACAGCUACUUAAUGCUCCCCCACCAGGCUUCCAUCCUCCCCAGGAGAGAGCACCACCACCACCAUGGUCACAGCCCCACCCUGGGCAUACCAUGGCUCCUCCUCACAUCAGUCAAGUGGGUGCACCACGGCCACCACCUCCUCCAUGUCCUCCUCCACGUCCUCCAUCUCCUGGGCACGCACAAGACAGUUAUGGAAACUCCCUGGAGGCUGAUAGUUAUGAUCCUAUGAAUCCAACUGAGGAGGAUUCGGGUCAUUUUGGUGAAUCAGUUGAUGAUUCAGGUGAAUAUGGUCCUCCAAGACACGAGUUUGGACCGCCGAGGACUGAGAGUAAAGACUUUAGAAGACAUCACGAAUUCAGACCAAGUCCAGGACAAGAGAAUUUUGGUGCACCGAGAUCGUUUAGUCCACAAAUAAAGCGUGAACCUCCAGAUAUGGGUCCUCCAAGACCAGGGUCUGGUGGUUUCCCACAAGGCGAGUUCGGAAGACCUAUGAAAAGAGAGCCUAGGGACUUUGGUCAUGUUGGUGAGUUCAAUCCAAGUCGUCAUGAUGACGAAAAUCGUCGCGGAAAUCCUGAACAAGGUCAUCCUGGGGAAUAUGGACCACCCAGGGGUUUUAAGAAUGAGGACAAUAAUUUUGGGCCCCGGGGAUUGCAGCCACCAGGUGUGGAGGAACAUGAUCAUGGACUCGCCGAUGAGGACUUCCGGUCACAGAGGAGAGAUGAACGUCAGUUUGGAGAUAACGAGUAUGGACCACCCCGUCACAUGAGAGGUGGUGAGUUCAGACCUCCAGGGAGGGACGGGGAUGACUUCAGAUCACAAAGGGACCGAAAUAAUUUCAGACCGGAUCCCCGUGAUCGAGAUGAUUUCAGGCCACCUUUAAGAGACCAGCAGGGCUUUAGGCCCAAUGAAGGAGACCGGGAGAGACCUCUUCACCAAGAGGAAAAAUUCCGGCCGCCCCAACAAAACAGGGAUGAUAUGCGACCACCAAUGGGGCAGGAUGAGUUUAGGAAUAGGAGAAAUUCUGACGAGUUUCAGCCUCCUCAUAGUCGACCGCCUAUGAGAGACAAUGAUUUUGAUAGAAGAGGUCCACGGAGAGAGGAGGGCCCUCCUAAGGAUGAAGAGUUGAGGUCUGUUCGUCGUGCUGAACAAUUCAUGGAAAAGUUUGGAGUAAGGCCACCAGCACCUUCAUUUAUGCAUAGACGGCCUGAUGAAGAUUACCACCGUGGGCCAGGUGAUCGAGGGUUUGGUCAGCCACCACCACCCCCACCUCCACCACCAGAGGAGGGCCAUUAUGAUCCGACAGAGCCGACAGAUACUCCGCCUAAACAAGAGCCACCGUUUCCUAUGAACCGGGGCCAAAGACCUCCUGCACCUGAGUUCUCAUUCGGCAAAAAGGGAAUUCCUCCCCCAGCGCCACCCAGGAUGCCAAACAUGUUUGAAGGCUCAAGACCAGGACGAGUCUCUUCACCAGCGGACAAUGAAUUGAAAGGUGUGAUCGACCGCCUGGCAAGCUGCGUGGCAUGUGGUGGCCCAGAGAUGGAGAUGAUUACCAUGGAAAAUAACAGAUCCAAUUCCAAAUUUUGGUUCUUGUAUGAUGAAGAUAGUGAUGCCAAUAAGUAUUACAAACAGAAGUUAAACGAUGUCCGACAAGGAGGCCCUCCUGAUCGAGGUGAAGAGGGCGACACUGAAGACUCGCGUGGGGGUCCUGACGAGAGGAGGCGCAAGAAGAAACGUAGUCGUUGGGGGCCUCAAGAUGACAAGGAGGAAGGCACGCCUGGAGUAGUCAAUAUACCUGCUCUAGUGCCUGGACCACCACCUGUGCCACCCCCAAUGGACAUGUCCACCUUCGCCAGGCAAAUGACGGGAGGCGACACGCUAAGUGAUGAACAAAUAAAGCAGCUCCAGCAACAGAAAGAGUUGCAACAAAUGCACGCAAUGAUCAUGCAGAAGAAACAGCGAAUGGAAGCGCAGGCACGAGCUCUGGAAGCAGGACUGCAGAUCAAGCCCAAGUAUGAAUACGACUCGGAUGAAGAAACCGAGGGGGGCACAUGGGAACAUAAGCUUCGGAUGAAUGAAAUGGAGGCCACGAGAGAUUACGCUCAAUGGCUGACUGAGAUGAAUCAGGGGAAACAUCAUAUAGGAGAUUUCAUGCCACCCGACGAGUUGGAAAGAUUCAUGGAGACAUACACUGCCCUUAAGGAAGGUCGUCAGCCAGACAUGUCGGACUACAAGGACUUCAAGAUCACGUGUGAUAACAUAGGUUUCCAAAUGUUGGCAAAGAUGGGAUGGAAAGAGGGAGAAGGCCUGGGAAAUGAGGCACAAGGAAUCACCACCCCUGUCAACAAGGGGAACGUGUCAGUUGAAGGCCGAGGUCUUGGUGUGGACCGGCCUGCAGCUCCUGAAGUAGACGAUGACGAGUUUGAUGCCUAUAGGAAAAGAAUGAUGCUAGCUUACAGAUUCAGACCAAAUCCAUUGAACAACCCUCGGCGUCCGUAUUACUGAAGACAGGAGAUCAAGUCAAUGCUUGUACAAGGUGUAAAUUCUUUCGUAUGAUGACACUCUGUGCUAACUUAUUCUACUUAAACAUGUUUUAUGGCCAUGCUGACAAGGAACAUUUCAUGUUCUGACAAGGAAAAUUUCAUGUUCUGACAAGGAAAAUUUCAUGUUCUGACAAGGAAAAUUUCAUGUUCUGACAAGGAAAAUUUCAUGUUCUGACAAGGAAAAUUUCAUGUUCUGACAAGGAAAAUUUCAUGUUCUGACAAGGAAAAUUUCAUGUUCUGACAAGGAAAAUUUCAUGUUCUGACAAGGAAAAUUUCAUGUUCAGACCUCAGUGAUCGGGAUACUUCCCAAUUAAUAGACAGCGCAUGUCAGUCUAGAGAUUGUCCUUAACAGAAAGGUUCUGUGAUACAGUACAAUGGUAUUAAUCCUAUCUCAAGUCAAAAUGUACUAGCAUCAGUUAUUCCAGUUCAGCUGUAGAAGAUAGGCAUGUUUUUCCCAUGGUAAAAAAGUCCAUUGGGUUGCAACAUGUUCAGAUGAUGUGAUGUAAAAAUUGAUUGUCAUUCAAACUUUUAGUUGGUGUGGAAUUCUAGUUUUUAUCUGUACAUGCUCGAGUAAUUUUAUUGUCGUCUAAGAGUUUUAAAACCUUUGAAAUAUUCAGUCCGAAUCACCGUCAUCUGUUGUGGUUCCAGUACCCUUACCCACCCAGGUUGCUGGGCCCACAAAGAGGAAAAUGCCUUGGGAGCAGUUCCAAAGAAAGAUUUUUGUUUUGAUUAAUAUUGGUUUCAGCAUUAUUUUGAACUGCGUCAAGGUUCCAUAUGUUCGAAGUCAAAUUGAGAUUUUGCCUUCUCUCAUUAUUUCACAAACCAAUGGUUUCCGUCUUUAUCUCUGUAAAUAUGUAAAAUAUUUAACUGAGUAUUGUAUCAGAUGGAGCAUCCUCAGUGUUGUCAGGAAAGCCUAAUGUGUGAUGUCACCAGGAGGAGUUGUUAUGGCUGGGCAGCAUCAUGUUAUGGUGUUCAUCAGGCCGACUCUCACAGGACCUAGCUGUACUGUGAAGUCACUUUGUAAACAAGCAGAUGUACAUGUACUGUCCUAAUUGUGUUGUAAUUUUAUUACAUUUUGGUUAAUGAAUUAGUCUGAACAACAUCUGAGGUACAUGUAGAUACAAAUAAAUGUGAUGGAAUGAGUAGA